Molecule: messenger RNA, 1260 nt
Organism: Linum tenue
Lineage: Eukaryota; Viridiplantae; Streptophyta; Magnoliopsida; Malpighiales; Linaceae
Source: the annotation of a GenBank genome assembly
UUUACCACUCACCUCUCGCCACCACAGUCCCCCCAUUUCCUUCCGCCUUUUCCGUUUCCAAACGCCACCUGUCUCCUCCGCUUCCCCGCCGCCGCGCCUCCUCGCCACCACCGCCGUCCCCAUUUUCCUCCUAUAUAUAUACUCGCUUCCUUUCUAACCCUAGCCCAUUUUCUCAUACUGCUAGCAGCCACACUCUCGCUCUCGCUCUCGCUCUCUCCCACUUCCCAAUUCUCUGUUUCUUGAAAACAAUGGCGUCUUCUUCUUCUUCUUCCUCUUCCUCCCACCUUGCCUUCUUCCUCCUCUCCCUUCUAAUCUCGGCCUCGGUCGCCAAUGCAGCCCACCACAAGGCCGCAGCGGCGCCGGCCCCGGCCGCCGAUUGCUCCACGGUGGUGAUGUCACUCAGCGACUGCUUGACCUUCGUGGAGAACGGGAGCACCACCACCAAGCCGGAGGGGGCUUGCUGCUCCGGCCUCGACACAGUGCUGAAGACCAACGCCGAUUGUCUCUGCCAGGCUUUCAAGAGCAGCGCACAGAUGGGGAUUCCGCUCAACGUCACCAAAGCUCUAACUCUUCCUUCCGCUUGCAAGCUCAAAACUCCCCCGAUGUCCAGCUGCCAGCUGUCCAUGGCUCCCGCUGGUGCUCCUGUGGCCGUAGGAGGAUCAACCGCACUGCCACCAAGCGAGAUGACAGAAUCAGCUCCAGCUCCAUCCCCUGUUGGUGGCGCCACGCCAUCCAACUCUGCUCAUGCUGUUGCUGUUUCCGGCGUCUUCUCAGUUGGAUCUCUAGUCGCGGCGAUGGCAACCCUCGCAGUUUCUUCAUUCUACUAGAGUAGCAGAUUCUGGGGUGGGGGUUUAUUUUCCAGUAGUAGGACUUUGUUAUAGAUCUGUUUAUCAUAUAUGUUUUAGAUCUUUCUACAUAGUAGCGAGUAUGAGAGGGUUGUUCUGGUUUGGCACAUUUUGUUCUUCCUAAUGAGAUUUAUUAUAUUUAUUGUGACUGUUUGUUGCCUAAUUGGGGUUCAUCGUUCUGGCUGUGUUCGUCUUGUGGCUAUGAUUGCGUUGAUUUGUGCUCGAUUUCGUUUCAUUUGUGAAUGAGGGAAGUUGGGUUGGUUCGUUGUGAAAGAGUGUAAUUGAAUGGAAUGAUGAAAAUGGGAAAUCUAUGCAGCCGGGAAUGUGGAGUUUUGCAGACUCCCCAAAUACCAUUGUUGCAGUUCUAGUUCUGGGUAGGUUUUUGUUUGCCCAAUUAGUCAAAUGUUGUUCAUCC